GAUGACGUGCCGACUGGGGUCGAGGCGGCUGGGCGGGUCGCGCGGCUCGCUGCAGGCCGGCACCGCGUGCUCCGCCGCUAGCGAGCUGGACCUCUCCUCGCGCUCGCGACGCUCGCAGAAAGCUCGGUUGUUGUCUAGAUUAAAACUGCUGGGCGCCAGCGGCGAAGCGCCACUGCUGAGCGGCUGGCGAAGCACGCCGCACACGCCGCACGCGCCUGCCACGCCCGCCCCCCACCACUCACACAACCACCUCGCUCCGCAUUGCAACGGGACGGACAGUGGCAGCAGAGCCGGUCUGCGCCGGCGCUCCACGUACACGAGCGGGCGGCUGCGCACGGGCCCGCACUGGUCCUUCGUGUUCGACCCCGCGGGCCGGCUGUGCUACUACUGGUCGAUGGUCGUGUCGCUCGCCUUUCUCUACAAUCUUUGGGUUAUCGUCUACAGGUUCGCCUUCCAGGAGAUCAACGGGGAAACGUUGGUGGUGUGGUUUUGCCUUGACUAUUUCUCUGACUUCCUGUACCUGGCCGACAUCCUAUUCCACUUCCGUACCGGCUACCUGGAGGACGGCGUGCUGCAGACGGACGCCGCCAAGCUGCGCGCGCACUACAUGAACUCCACUACCUUCUACAUCGACUGCCUCUGCCUGCUGCCGCUGGACUUCCUCUACCUCUCCAUCGGCUUCAACUCCAUCUUGCGCUCUUUUCGCCUAGUCAAGAUCUAUCGGUUCUGGGCUUUCAUGGACCGCACCGAAAGACAUACGAACUAUCCAAAUUUAUUUAGAUCGACCAGUUUAAUACAUUAUUUACUAGUGAUAUUUCAUUGGAACGGGUGCUUGUACCAUAUAAUAUAUAAAAACAAUGGAUUCGGGAGUAAAAACUGGGUGUAUCAUGACACUGAAACGGCGGAUGUGGUGAAACAAUAUCUUCAAAGUUAUUAUUGGUGCACGUUGGCGCUCACUACGAUAGGAGACUUGCCGCGGCCCCGCAGCAAAGGCGAGUACGUAUUCGUAAUCGCGCAACUGCUGUUCGGGCUGCUAUUGUUCGCCACCGUGCUGGGCCACGUAGCAAACAUCGUCACGUCCGUCAGCACGGCCAGGAAGGAGUUUCAGGCUAAGCUGGACGGCGUGAAGACGUACAUGCGAAUGCGGCGGGUGCCGACCCACCUGCAGGUCAAGGUCAUCAAGUGGUUCGACUACCUCUGGCUUACGCAGAAGUGCUCUGAUGAAGAGAAGGCGGUCUCAUGUCUUCCGGACAAGCUCAAGGCAGAAAUUGCAAUAAAUGUUCAUUUGGACACGUUGAAGAGGGUGGAAAUUUUUCAAAAUACGGAAGCGGGAUUCCUUUGCGAGUUAGUGCUGCGAUUAAGACCGGUGCUAUUUUCACCAGGAGAUUUCAUCUGCAGGAAAGGGGAAGUAGGAAAAGAGAUGUACAUAGUAAACCGAGGGAAGCUGCAGGUGGUAGGAGAUAACGGAAAGACCGUAUUAGCUACACUCAAGGCGGGUUCUUAUUUUGGCGAAAUUUCCAUUCUGAACAUGGGCACGGCAGGCAACCGACGGACAGCAUCGGUGCGCUCCGUGGGCUACUCGGAUCUGUUCGUGCUCAGCAAGAAGGACAUGUGGGACGUGCUCAAGGAGUAUCCUGCGGCGCGAGUGCGCCUCGAAGCGAUAGCCGUCAAGAGACUUGAGAAAUACAAGAAAGCGCCGCUAGAAAAAGUGGCAAUGGGUCGCUGCCAGUCGACGCCCGGUCUCGUGGAGACGAGCGGGCGCGUGCCCAUCGAGGAGAUGCAGCUGCCCGCUGCGCACGCAGCGCCCCCGCUGCACUCCUCACACCUGCCUUCCUACCGGGACCAGCUUUAUAGUUCGUCAGUAAGUCCUCUUCGUGUAGCAUCUCCUGUGGCUUCGUGCGCGUCAAGCGCUCGUAGCAGCGCGGCCGGCGCCGGCAGCAUGGCCGUCGCCGCCGUGGCCGCCGCCGCCGCAGCCGCCGCCGCGGCCGGCUCCGGCGCCGGCCCUCGCGUCAUGCUCGACUCGCAUGACGUGUUAGAAUGUGAAAUCAAGCGUCUUCGGGAACGCCUACAUACUGUCGAGACUGAAAACGCCGCAAUGUCGGCUAAGCUCAGUCAGCAGCAGUGGGAGGUCGAUCAGAGGCUGCAGGAGAUCGAAAUGCAAAUAUGUGGCGGAAGCUCGCUGAGCUCCCAAGAGGAGAAUGAGCGCAACCGUGAAAGCAUCAUUUAACAGCGCGCCUCGCCCCCGGCUGCGGUCCCGCGGCCGCUGCCGCCCCGGCCCGUGUUGCGGCUGUCUGCCGUUUUCUAACCUGCCCGAGCGCAGAGCCCACGUCGUCGAUGCGCAUGCGUGACCGCGUUCGCCAUCGCAACGCCCUGACGUUAUGCACCUAUUCGACGCCACAGAGUGUUAUCGAUCCUCCUAGUACUUUGAGAACUUCCUUUGUUACGAAGAAUGAUUGCAAUGUGGUUUUACAAUGGAUAAAAUAAAUGUUAUAAUAUUUAAUACGAAUUAACUUUAUCAAAUUUAUACAUAUACGUAGUAUAACGACUCGCUACUGUUUGUCGAGUGACCGUGGAGUGAGAUUAUGCCGAGACAAUAUCGUACCUAUGUAAAGUCGUUUAAGUGCAUCGAGAUGUGUCGAGUGCUGGAGAGAGUGGGAGCGGCUAGGUGCGCUCGAAAUGUGUCGAGUGCUGGAGAGAGCUAGUGCGCUCCGGUUUUCAGUUUCGAGUUAUAUCGAGAUGUGUCGAGUGCUGGAGAGAGUGGGAGCGGCUAGUUAAGUGCGCUCCGGUUUUCAGUUCCGAGUUAUUUUCGCACAAGGAGUAGGUACUUCUCUCUGGAUGGACGUUGAUGCAAAUUAUUUUCUUUCUAAGUCAAUCUAUGUCGUGCAUACCUCGUGUCUAUGUUAACGACGUUUGGUUUAUUACUUAAAUUAGAUAAGAGUAUGGAAUAGAUUAUUAUAUACAUAUAUAUAUAUAUAUAUAUCUAUUGAAUUUAUGUUUUAUUUGUUUUUGCAGGUGUUGUUUAUCUAUCACAAAAUAUUUACGUCUUGAAUUUGAAAUUACAUUUUGGAAAUAUUGAACGUUAAGCAUAGUUAUCAUUAUUCAAAUGACUAUUAGUGAGUAACUAACAAAUGAACUAAACUAAUAAGUCAAGAAUUUUAUUUUAUUUCAAACAUAGAAGAUGGGUGAUAUUACCCUAUCCAUUAUAUCUGAGCUUUAAUUAUAAUAAACUCCGUAAGACUUUACCAUGUUCUUUGAAGUCUUUUUAGAAGCGUUGAUUCCAUACACCAGUCUGUCAUGUAUAACGUAAAUAAAUCAGUCGACUCUUAAUAGUAAAGGUCAGGUGGGGUAAGACGAACAUAGUUUAUUUUACUUGAAGCAAGAUCCAAGUGUUAAAAACCUAUACAAGUGUUCCUUCUAUCCCGGUGUUCCUCUUUUUCCACCGAAUCUUAUAAUGUGUUCACCAGAAAAAGAUACGGCUGUUUUAUUUACGGCGAUAAAGGUGGUAUCAGCCAUACGAGUAUACCCUCUGGUGUCUGGUUAGCAUUUUCAUUGACUACCCAUGUAUAUAUUAUUGAAUUUCUUAAGUAAUUAACACCGGUAACUCGGAGUGAUGAAAUCGACCAUAGUAUACCUAUUGUAUUACCAACGUGAACGAAGUGAGUACUACCUACCUAACGAGUAAGAAACUUAGCUGUAAAUGAAUAAGUAGAUCACUUUGGGAACUUCAGAUGAUCAGUAACGUACUGCCAGACAUAACUAGAAACUUUUAGCUAAGUAAGAAGUUUUAAUGUAAAAUACUAUACCAUACCAAUUAACUGAAAGACGUUUUGUACUUAUACUUAUACUUUCUAUAAUAUUUAUAAUUAUUUUUCACACGAUCGUUACAUGAUUAUUUAACAUUAAUGUGUUUUAAGUGGGUCUCUAUUGUUUCCUGUAAAGUUUUAAGUCAUAAUGUAUUGUUUGUCCGCAUUUUCGUUGGUCAUAAUUUGGUUUUUCUCAGAAACGCGUAACUUUUCAAGAAUGUCAUAAAACAAAGGGAAGUAAUUAAAUGAUCAGCCAUCAUUUUUAAAACUGAUCUGCAAAAAAAAUAGCCAUUAAAUCAUUUGGGCAGCAUACAAAUAUGUUGCCGGCAAUAAAUAAAAAUCGAGCUGCAACUCCUGUUCAGAAAAUAAUUCACAAACGGUCAACAUUAUAACCAAAUAUCCAUCUGCUUAAUAAAUAGUUGAGGUGCAAAAUUAUUAUUUGGUCAGCAAGAUUUAAAAAUUGGUUGGCAGUUUAAUUGAGACGUAUGCAUGUUAAACAAAUGGUAAUCUGAUAUAAUAAGAUGGGUUGCGUUUGAUUUGAAAAAUCGGCAGGGUUGCAGGCGGAGCGGAAUCGUGCGCGUGCAUUUCAUUCGAUGAUUAUUAGCAGUUACAUUGCGGUGUUCUAACGUAUUUGUUGGUGAUAUUUAUCCGUUUUGGUAUUUUGAGAGUAUAAUAGGUGUGAAAUGGAAGAUAUUAGGUACUAGAAAAGUGGGUUAGGUUAGGUUAUGCGACCUUCACAGAAAACAACUGCUACUAGAAAAGUGGGUUAGGUUAGGUUAGAACUGCGACAUUCACAGAAACAAACUGCUACUAGAAAAGUGGGUUAGGUUAGGUUAGAACUGCGACCUUUACGGAAACCAACUGCUACUAGAAAAAUAGGUUAGGUUAGAACUAAUUUUUGCGGAUCAGUUAAAUUGUAAUCCAAAAUAAAAUAGUCCGCUUACCCACUGACUGCUUAACAAAAUUUGAUUAAUGGUAGAUCGCUUACUGCCGAUCAAUUAAUUAAUUUGCCAACCAAAUCAAUUUCGAGCAGCUCAUUAUGACAUUAAUUGCGAACUGAUUUUGAAAUACUUGCUAACCUUAAGUUGCUGAUCAAAUACACGUUUUGGCUGACCAAAUAUAUAUUUUUGUUCAUCAAAAUAGGAAUAUUUUGCAGAUCGAUUAAAUAACACCCUAAAACAAACCUACCCUAACCUAACCUAUCUAUGUAUACUAUACAUAGAUUGGUUAGGUUAGGGUAGGUAUACAUUGUAUAGGAUAACCUUAGAAAAAUCCUGAAAAGUUAACGGUUUUAAAAUUAUGACUAAUGAAUCUAAUGAUAAUCUGACAAUAAUUACAUUAUGACUUUCAAUAAUUAUGUCAAACAAAGGGACCCCGUUUUAUGUAACUAAGUGUACGCAUUGUUGACGCUUCAAAAGUAUUUAUUUUAUAUCCGAUUAUGUUAUGAGAUGAGAGCUAUUGUGAUGCUUACACUACAUAAAUACAUACAUAUAAGAAUAUAUUACAAAAACCAACCAAAUAACCUAAUGGUCUGAAUAUUUGUCAGUUAUACGUAUGGGUACCUUGAUACCUAUUUAUUUUAUAUGGAAACCUGUGUUUCAUAGCCGCCGAGCAUUAGUAUUAAAUCGAGAUGGCACCAUCAGUGUAGUAUGUCCUCGGAAAUUAGUAAAGCUUUGUUGACACGUUCCGGUAGUAAGUAGGUACUAAGCGUACUGACGGCGCCACCUCGGUUCCAGUGCUGAGUAGGCGCAGUCGCAGGCGCAGAGAGCCAGCGCACGACCUUAUAUUUAUUUGAUAGCCGCUUUCUCACAAUCGAUUAAUUGAGGGGAAAGCACGACUGAUGAUCAGAGAUAUCUACAUUGCUACUCGCAAAGUACUUACGAGUAAUUACUGUAAAACCGCCCAACUAUUCUCCAAAGUUUCCCAACUAUAGUCCAAAAUCCGAAACUAACUUUCCUUUUGGUGCGAUUAUUAUUUGAAAGGGACUAUUCAAUGAUUUCAUAAAUGGAAGAAAAUCUUUGAUAAAAACAAAAAAAACAUAUGUGGACCAUAUUUGUAGUACUGGACUGUUGGGUGGUUUUACGGUACGGUACUUAUUCAGUUAUUAGUUAUUAUAAUGCUGUUAACCUUCGAUAUUAACUAUAUAUUAUUACGUAUUUCCUGCGUUACGAAUAUACAGUUAGAAGCCCGGUUUUAUGUUUCCUUGGACGCCCAAAAAUAUGUUAGAUAGGCGAUUAAACUUUUGACUGUAAAUAAUAUAUUUAUUUAUUGUUAUUAUAUUCCAUAAAUUUUCUUCUAACAUAUUUCUCAAUUAUAAAGUGGUAAGAGAGAUGCAUUAAUGCGAUUGAUUAUUAACGAAAUGCAAGUGCUUCUUAACAGACAUAGCAAUACGUAGGGUUUUAGGUUUAACAUUUUCAUCAUCGCUAUACUUCAAUUAUGUACGUGACAGACAAUGAUGUAUUUUUUAUAUAUGUGUGAAUUUUAUGACAGCAGCAGUGAGAGUUCCGGGAAGAAAAGAGUGAAAGAUUCAGGUUGAUUUUGUUUGCAGUUUCCAGGCUUGCGCAAGUCAAAAUGUGAAUUAAAUUAUGUCUCGCACGUGUUUUCUUUUAUUGUUAAUAAAAAGAUUAUUAUGACAUAAA
Molecule: messenger RNA, 6442 nt
Organism: Cydia strobilella
Lineage: Eukaryota; Metazoa; Arthropoda; Insecta; Lepidoptera; Tortricidae
Product: cyclic nucleotide-gated cation channel alpha-3
Exons: 12
Coding region: 2-2227 (741 amino acids)
Biological process (GO): monoatomic cation transmembrane transport
Cellular component (GO): plasma membrane; intracellular cyclic nucleotide activated cation channel complex
Molecular function (GO): protein-containing complex binding; cGMP binding; intracellularly cGMP-activated cation channel activity
Source: RefSeq, a predicted model, not a curated record